Messenger RNA from Lachnellula hyalina, 1092 nucleotides. RefSeq lists its product as uncharacterized. Bases 1 to 1092 code for a protein of 363 amino acids. The transcript has a single exon. Lineage: Eukaryota; Fungi; Ascomycota; Leotiomycetes; Helotiales; Lachnaceae. The record is from RefSeq and is a predicted model, not a curated record.
AUGAAGCUCUCCAAAUUGUUUCCCAGCGGUAGGGUUCAACCCCCAAGACCAUCGCCUUCCGAAAUGCCAGAGGAGAAAACACCCAGAGUAUUGGCUGACUUAGAUUACGCCAACCUACGCCCUUCUGAUCUGCCCUAUACUGUACCCUAUUAUGCAGGCGCAACCAUCGAUCUACCAAGAACCUCGCCGUUAUACCGUUCUAAAUCUUUGAAAACUUGUCAUCUGCGAGCUUUUGCCUACGCAUCGGCCUACAUCGCGGGCUUAUUCCAUUAUAAACCGACCCCUAUGAUUCAGAGCAAAAUCAUCUUGAUCAGAGCUCCAUUCCCCAUGGUCAUGAAAUAUGGCACCGAGAUACAACUUUCCGAGGCCUCCACCCUUCAUUUCAUUGCCGAAAAAACAUCCAUUCCAGUGCCCAAGGUUUACUGUGCAUUUGAGCAUAGGGGAAUGCGGUUUAUUCUGAUGGAAUUUGUGAAAGGAAAGCGUCUUUCAGACGUUUGGGGGAAGACAACACUAGCUGGGCGGGAGUUACUUCUAAAACAGAUCGAGGAACAUUUCACACAACUACAAAACAUUCCUCAUCCUCGUCCAGGAGCUAUCUGUUCAGUGGAUAUAGGGCCGCUUUUCGACCGUCGGAUGGAUAAACACGGGCGUGGAUUUGGGCCUUUCGCUAACGAAAAAGACUUCAACAACUUUCUUCGGUGCGGUGUCACUGACACUAGCCAGCUUAUACCCGUUGCCGGACGAUUCGAAAACAACGAGGCGCGUGAAGAGGUCUCAGAGAUGAUUGCUACUCAAGACACAAGGAAUCACAAAAUCCGUUUCACCCAUGGAGAUGCUCAUAGCAGAAACUUCCUUGUCAAAGGACAAAAGUUAGUUGCUUGGAUUGAUUUCGAGAUGGCCGGAUUCUUUCCUGAGCAUUGGGAAUACACAACAGCUAUGACAACAUGCAAAGACACGUUUUAUGAUAACAGCUGGUGGAAACAAGAGCUCAGAAAGAUUUUGAAGGAAUAUCCGAAAGAGCUGCAGGGAGAAAUUAUUCGUCAAUCUCGUCUGGACUGGAAGGUUAGAGAGGUACUUCCGCGCACGGCUUGA